UGUUCGACAUUUUGAUUGCCGUUGAUUGCCGCCGUGUAGCAUCGAUUUCGUGAACAGCGCAGCGACCGUGCAUAGGACACCCGCUAGAUCACGGCCCGAUCGGCAUUUCCCAUUCCUGGGGCAGAUCUUUCUGAGGAACAUGAAAAAGAUGUUGAGAAUGUUUACGGACAUGAAUGGGCUUGGCGGCCUGCUUUUGGUGGUGAUCGUGCUCAUGGCUUUGGUGUUUGCCUCGGCGAGAUUUGACUAUGUAAUAAGUGUUUCGUCUCUCUACCAUGGUACCAGCGGUACUAACCGCUUCGCGCAGAUCUUGACGUCGGACAAAGGCACCGAGGAAGGCGUCGGCGGUGAGGAGGAUUCGACGUAUGCUUUUUAUGCGAGCAAGAGAAGGAGGGCUUCCAGUAAGUAUUUCUCAAUGUUAUGGCGAUCCAGUAUUCGUUUUACUUUCUUACAUUGGAGUCAGGUGCGAAGCAUGUUAAAUUCAAUAAUUGAAGGUCAUCCGGCCGGAGAUCUUGUGCUUGUCAACAUUUUCGCGAAGGCCGGAUGCUUUGAUCGCACGGCGAUGCCAUUAUCUUCUUCCCUUAUUCGGGGACAACAGCGAACAGCCUGGCGGAUCGUGCUCGGCAUUCCUAGAGUGUUGCGACCAGUUCAGUCGUUUAUAAGUAUUGUUUUGGAUCAUUCGUAGGCUUGGAUUUCUCCGUUGCUCACAGAAGAGAACUUGCUCUUCAUUCUGAUGCAACUGAUUGUCAGGGCGUUUAUGGAGUGUAUGUAUUGUGUCCAUAUCCAAAUAUCAACCAUACGUUCCAUGAUGGCGGUUCUGUGAAC
Molecule: messenger RNA, 822 nt
Organism: Colletotrichum navitas
Lineage: Eukaryota; Fungi; Ascomycota; Sordariomycetes; Glomerellales; Glomerellaceae
Exons: 1
Coding region: 140-682 (180 amino acids)
Source: RefSeq, a predicted model, not a curated record